Messenger RNA from Gossypium raimondii (Peruvian cotton), 1648 nucleotides. Its product is annotated as flavin-containing monooxygenase FMO GS-OX-like 3. The coding region runs from base 114 to 1433 and encodes 439 amino acids. The transcript is spliced from 7 exons. NCBI's taxonomy places the organism in Eukaryota, Viridiplantae, Streptophyta, Magnoliopsida, Malvales, Malvaceae. The record is from RefSeq and is a predicted model, not a curated record. Gene Ontology annotation, molecular function: NADP binding; flavin adenine dinucleotide binding; N,N-dimethylaniline monooxygenase activity.
CAUUGUCCAUUUUGAGUGUUUGACCAAAAUAUAGCAUUAUGUAUAAAUAAACCUGGCCUCCCAAAUAGAUCUUGAAAACUGAAGAGGUACACCGUCGAUCGUGAUAGCCGAAAAUGGGACAAUCUUAUAAUGUAGCGGUCAUCGGUGCUGGCACUGCAGGGCUUGUUACGGCCAGAGAGCUUCAAAGAGAAGGUCACCGUGUCACUGUAUUUGAAAAGGCCAACCAAGUUGGCGGUACAUGGCUCUAUGAUUCACUGGUGGAAUCUGACCUAUUAGGCCUCGACCCGAAUCGGGAAAUAGUUCAUAGUAGCCUCUACAAAUCCCUUCGAACUAACCUUCCUAGGCAGGUUAUGAGUUUCUUGGACUAUCCAUUUGUGAAGAGAGAAAGUGGAGAUACAAGGCCUUUUCCGGGUCAUGAAGAGGUGCUCAGGUUUCUCCAAGACUUUGCUCGGGACUUUGGGUUGAUGGAGUUGGUUCGAUUUGGGCAUGAAGUGAUUCGGGUGGAGCUAGUUGAUGAGGUGAGUCACGAGUGGGUUGUUGAGUCUAGGACUCGAGAGACCGAGUCAAGAUGGGAAUCCAAAGAAGAGGUUUUUGAGGCUGUGGUUAUUUGCAAUGGUAAAAACACAGAGCCAAAAGUUGCAGAAUUUCCAGGCAGGGAUACUUGGCCAGGAUUACAAAUGCAUAGUCAUAAUUAUCGAACUCCAGAACAGUUUGAAAAUAAGAUAGUGGUGCUCAUCGGGAACGGACCAAGUGCCACCGACAUUUUGAGAGAGAUCUCCCCUCUUGCAAAACAAGUUCAUUUGGCUUUCAGAGGAUCCGAUAUCAAGUUGAUAAAUCUGAAAAAUUAUGAUAACGCCUGGCCACAUUCACCGAUUGAAUGCGCUCACGAAGAUGGUAAAGUGGUAUUUCAAGAUGGAUCAAUUGUUGAGGCAGAUGUCAUUAUUCAUUGCACUGGGUACAAAUUCCACUUACCAUUUCUCAAGUCAAAUGGGAUUGUUACCGUGGACGAUAACCGUGUCGGACCUCUGUAUAAACAUAUAUUUCCACCGAGCUUAGCCCCUUGGCUUUCUUUUGUGGGACUAAAUUACAGGGCACUGGUGUUUAGAGUAAUAGAGUUACAAGCAAUAUGGGUAGCAAAAGUUUUGUCCGGCAAGGUGAAGCUGCCAACACAAGAAGCAAUGGCAGCUUCUGUUGAAGAAUUUUACGAGCAGAUGGAGAAGGCCGGAUGGCCCAAAUAUCAUACUCAUAGCCUUCAGAAUGACGAGGGCGAGUAUGCAAGUUGGCUUGCUGCUCAGUCGGACAUCAGGCCCCCGAAAUCGUGGGAAGAAAUAACGUUUUUCAGCUUCGUGAAAGGCAUAUUCGGUCAUGGUGAAAAUUUUCGAGAUACAUGGGAUGUUGACAAAUGGAUACAAGAAAUAGAAUCUUCUGAUUAACUUGCUCAUACCAUAAAUCAUCUAGAUCAACAUUAUAUAUACUCCUUGCAUGUCAGAUAUACUAUAUUUACAUGCACAGGUUUUUUUUUUGUAUUCCUAAAUUGUUCUUUUAUCAUUUGAAAGUGAGAUGGCUUACUUCCCUGUCUCACACACUUAACCAGCUUUACAUAUCAGAGACAGUAAGAAACAGAAAUACAGUAGAAUUUCAUCUGAAA